AUGAUUAUUUCAAAUAUAUCAUAUAUUCGCUUUAUCUCAUUAAAAACACCAAAGACAGCACUUCGUCUCUUAGGAUAUCGCUUUUAUACUUCAUCUUCUAAAGAAUAUGACGUAGUAAUUAUUGGAGGUGGGCCAGGUGGAUAUGUUGCUGCAAUUAAAGCAGCUCAAUAUGGGCUAAAGACAGCAUGUAUUGAGAAACGAGGAACACUUGGAGGGACUUGUCUAAAUGUUGGUUGUAUUCCGUCUAAAUCAUUAUUGAAUAAUUCACAUAUUUAUCAUAAAGUACAACAUGACAUUGAGCAUAGAGGAAUUCAUGUUUCAAAUAUAAAAUUGGACUUAGAAAGAAUGAUGAAAGCAAAAGAUCAGACAGUGGAAUCAUUAACUAAAGGGAUAGAGUAUCUUUUUAAGAAGAAUGGUGUUGAAUAUUUUAAGGGUAUAGGAAGAUUUUUAAGUCAAAAUGAAAUAGAUAUUAAGGGGACUUAUGGACAUGCUGAUAAAGUUAUCUCUGCAAAAAAUAUAAUAAUUGCAACAGGCUCUGAACCAGUGUCUCUUCCUGGUCUCAAAAUAGAUGAAAAGAUCAUUGUUUCUAGUACUGGUGCAUUAUCUUUAAAAAAAGUUCCUGAAAAAAUGGUUGUAAUUGGGGGAGGAAUUAUUGGUCUUGAAAUGGGUUCUGUAUGGUCUCGAUUAGGAUCUCAAGUUACAGUAGUAGAAUUUGCAGAUUCUAUUGGAGCUGGAAUGGAUGAAGAAAUUGCAAAACACUUAACAGGCAUCUUUAAAAGUCAAGGUUUAGUAUUAAGGACAUCUACAAAUGUUUUAGGAUGUGUUGUUGAAGGAAAUAAAGCUAAAGUGAAUAUUGAAGCUUUAAAAACUGGAAAAAAGGAAAUUUUAGAAGCAGACGUUGUUCUUGUUGCUAUUGGAAGACGACCAUAUACUGAAGGUCUUGGUUUGGAGAAUAUUGGGAUAAAUGUUGAUGAAAAGGGACGUAUUAUAGCUGAUUCUGAAUAUCGCACUAGUGUUUCUCAUAUUCGUGUUAUUGGGGAUGCUACUUUUGGUCCAAUGCUUGCACAUAAAGCGGAAGAAGAAGGAAUUGCUGCUGUAGAACAUAUUAAAAGUGGAUAUGGUCAUGUUAAUUAUAAUGCAAUACCAUCUGUUAUGUAUACAUAUCCAGAAGUUGCAUGGGUUGGACAAACAGAACAACAAGUCAAAAAAUCUUGUAUUAAUUAUGUAGUUGGGACAUUCCCAUUUGCAGCAAAUUCUAGAGCAAAAACAAAUUUAGAAACUGAAGGUUUAGUGAAGUUUGUUACAGAUAAAGAAACUGAUCGGAUCCUUGGGAUUCAUAUUAUUGGUCCAAAUGCAGGAGAAAUGAUUGCAGAAGGUGUAUUAGCUGUUGAAUAUGGAGCAAGUGCAGAAGACAUUGCUCGAACUACACAUGCACAUCCAACACUUUCCGAAGCAUUUAAAGAAGCUGCUUUAGCUGCAUGGUCAGGAAAAGCUAUUCAUUUUUAA
Pneumocystis jirovecii RU7 is the source of this 1506-nucleotide messenger RNA. Its product is annotated as dihydrolipoyl dehydrogenase. NCBI's taxonomy places the organism in Eukaryota, Fungi, Ascomycota, Pneumocystomycetes, Pneumocystales, Pneumocystaceae. Gene Ontology annotation, molecular function: dihydrolipoyl dehydrogenase (NADH) activity; flavin adenine dinucleotide binding. The transcript has 8 exons. Bases 1 to 1506 code for a protein of 501 amino acids. The record is from RefSeq and is a predicted model, not a curated record. Gene Ontology annotation, cellular component: mitochondrion; oxoglutarate dehydrogenase complex.